Chanos chanos (milkfish) is the source of this 3242-nucleotide messenger RNA. RefSeq names its product zinc finger CCCH-type containing 12Ab (gene zc3h12ab). Gene Ontology annotation, cellular component: nucleus; cytoplasmic ribonucleoprotein granule. Gene Ontology annotation, molecular function: metal ion binding; mRNA binding; RNA endonuclease activity. The coding region runs from base 175 to 2157 and encodes 660 amino acids. The record is from RefSeq and is a predicted model, not a curated record. The transcript is spliced from 6 exons. Gene Ontology annotation, biological process: 3'-UTR-mediated mRNA destabilization. NCBI's taxonomy places the organism in Eukaryota, Metazoa, Chordata, Actinopteri, Gonorynchiformes, Chanidae.
AACAGGUAACUGCUGUUCCAGGGUGGGUACUGAACACUAACCAGACACUCGCAAGAGAAAAUACAUCGACGGAGUGACUGAGGGCAGAUAACGAGUUCCAAUCCUCAAAACUGGAGACGACUGGGAAAUGAUAAACUCGCAGGUGGGACAAACUAGGAUUUCAGUAUAGGAGAGAUGAGCCUUGAUGCUGGCCCUAUUCCUAAGAUACAGUCCAUUGUGGAUACCUCCUUGUGGUGUGGGCUCCCCAGGACAACUUGUUUAAGCUCCCCCAAAACGGACUCUGACAUAUGGGUGUCUACACCAACUUCUCUGUACAAAAGCACAGUUUCCUGCCAUGACAAAAUGGACCGGAACCAACAUAGCCCAUCCCCAGAGGAGUCCUUGGACUUGGGUUCAGAGUUGCAGACACAGUUAGACCUUUUCCUGAAGCUUGGUUUCUCUGAGACACAGGUCCGUGCGGUUCUGUCCAAACUUGGGCUCAACACAGACACCAAUCGUGUCCUGGGGGAACUGGUGCAGGCGGCCGCAGACACUGAGGAGAAAGAAGGGUCCCCAGUAUCUCCGGUCUUGGUUCCUCGCGGAGAACCCCCACUACAGGCCCACAGUGCAAUGCCACACAGUUUACCCAAUUUGCCGUCAGCUCCGUGUGAGAUAAGAGAGGAUGACAAUGCCCUCAGACCCAUUGUGAUAGAUGGCAGUAAUGUAGCUAUGAGUCACGGGAACAAGGAAGUGUUUUCCUGCUUGGGGAUUCAGCUAGCUGUGAACUUUUUCCUGGAAAGGGGUCAUGUAGAUGUUACUGUGUUUGUUCCUUCAUGGAGGAAGGAACAGCCCAGGCCAGAUGUUCCCAUUACAGAUCAACACAUCCUGCGGGAGCUGGAGAGAAAGAAGAUCUUGGUGUUCACACCCUCCCGACGUGUGGCUGGCAAACGAGUGGUCUGUUAUGACGACCGUUUCAUUGUCAAACUGGCUUACGAGUCUGACGGAAUAAUUGUAUCCAAUGACACCUAUCGUGACCUGCAAGGAGAGCGUCCUGAGUGGAAACGCUUUAUCGAGGAAAGACUGCUCAUGUACUCCUUUGUCAAUGAUAAGUUCAUGCCCCCUGAUGAUCCUUUAGGGCGACAUGGCCCCACCCUGGAGAACUUUCUCCGCAAGACUCCACGAGCUCCCAAACGUCAGCCCUGCCCCUAUGGGAAAAAAUGCACUUACGGCAUCAAGUGUAAAUUUCAUCAUCCUGAGAGAGCCAAGCAGCCACAUCGUUCUCUGGCUGACGAGCUGCGUGAGAAAGCCAAGAUGUCUGCUUUGCCACAAAGAACCUCAGCAAACUCUGGUCCCGUUCCAAGCCCACCUUUAGAGGAAGUGAUGGAGCAGAAACUUUCUCUGGACCACAAAAAGGUCCACACCAGCGAGAACGUCCCGCUUCUGAAGAAUGCCCAGCCUUCUAGUCAGAGGAAGUUCUCUUCUAAGCGUGACCGGUCUAGUCGCCACUCGCCGACCAGCCUUGACUCCUUCCCUAGUGGCUCCCAAGAGUGUUUGGACUCAGGUCUUGGCUCUUAUGAAUGCUACUCUCCUGAACGCUACUCUCCUGAACAUGGCCAAGGCCGCUGCGACCGCUAUUGUGGGGGAGAUUCCAGGAAAUCCAAGGUAUCCUCUAGCAGUUGGCACCACUAUGUGCCUUUCAGCAACCCGUCCUGCAGCUGCUGUUCCCACCAGACAUUCUGCGCCAGUGCAAGUUUUCCACAUCACAGGAUGCCAGCGGUCAACUCCCAGAACCCAGACCUUAUGAGCUACUGCCAACCCCGUUAUUCUUCUUAUGGAGGUCCAGUUCACCCUGCCGUAAAUAUGGCUCAGUACAGCCUGCCUCCAGACUUCCAGUAUGGGAGGGCACCACCCCCUCACCAAAGCUACUGGUCUGAGUCGUACAGGUCUUAUCCUCAGAAUAUGCCUGGAUCCAUGCCAGGGGAGAGGGGUCAUUGGGCCUCAAGCUCCUCCCAACUCAACCCUCAGGGAUCUGAACGAGAGCAGGUCAGGAAGAAGUUACUGGCAAUAUUUAAUGCUCGUUUAGUGGACCGAGCGAUGGACAUGUUUCCCCAGCUGAUGGACCCCCAAAGGCUGGCAGCCGAGAUCCUCAAUCUCCAAUCACAGGGUGGAGGUUUAUGACUUAUGUAGAGUGCUUUUUCUCAAAAUGUCUGCAGUCCCCAGUGAGAACUGUGCCAAAUGGUUCUUUGUUCUGUAUCGUUCUCUCACAUGGUGCACUGAACGUUUCAAAGGCCUUUUGAUAAAUGUUUUGAAGUUGAAAUUUAAAACGAUGGAUUGUUGACACAAAUUGUGUCUUUAGACUGUUGUUCAUGGCUUUAAUUCUUCGCUAUCACUGUGUCUUGGAUGAAUUGAUUUAACUCACCCUUUUAAAAUAACUUUUAACAGUUUAACUCUCCUAGAUGUAUUAUUGAAUCCAUUCAACCAACUAAGCUGUAUCUCUGUAUCCUCUGGAGUUCAGGAUCUAAGUUUUGACAGGUAUACUGGUAAUGUUUAAAUAAUAAAUUACACAGCUAUCAUUAGCAUUAUUUAUUGAGUCUAUCACAGCUCCACUAAAGAGACAUAUUAUUCUGGUCAAAAAAUUGUCACAAACUAUAUUUCAGUCAUAAGCAUUAAAUGUUAAUAGCAACAAAUACCACUUCAUGUGUAAGAAAAGAGGAACAGUGGAAACAUUCAUUGCUGUUUCUAUGGAAACUAAAUCAUUAAAUGUUUAAAGUUGUGAUAUUUUUGGAUUAAUUAUGUUGGCACUAUGUGCUUGGUAGGUGAUCGUAAAGCCAAACUACCUGAAAGGGUAGUGUAGUAAACACCCUGUGGGUUCUUCUUGGUAAUUUUGCCUCUACUGCAACUGUUCACAAUUUCAAAUCAACUGUUAUUUAAAAAAAAAAAAGCCAAAUGUAAUCAUUUUAGAGUUCUCAGAAAAAGAUGACUUCAGUUUACAUAGCAACAGAGGUAAGACAGAUGUGUUAUGAAAAAAAAUGCUUCAAUUCAAAUAAAAACAGCUGACGUUUUGGAACUGCUGCACUUUUCUGAGUUAAGGCAUUUUAAUAUGCACACUGUCUAAAUCACUAGAAGGCACACUAUAGCACAUGUAUGUAGAAGAAGAAUGACAAAGUAAUUAAUGUUUUUAGACAGCUUUAGUUAAGCAGUUUUGUUAGGAACAUAUAUAGCCUUGUAGCAAUAAAUGAAAAAAUGAAAAGUCUCAAAUGCAU